Messenger RNA from Copidosoma floridanum, 780 nucleotides. RefSeq lists its product as uncharacterized. Gene Ontology annotation, biological process: transmembrane transport. Lineage: Eukaryota; Metazoa; Arthropoda; Insecta; Hymenoptera; Encyrtidae. The record is from RefSeq and is a predicted model, not a curated record. Gene Ontology annotation, molecular function: transmembrane transporter activity. Gene Ontology annotation, cellular component: membrane.
AUGGGGCUCUGUUCUAGCAAUGAAACAUCAACAAAAGAAGCUGACUUCGAAGCUGCUGUUUCAGCAACUGGAUAUGGAAAAUUCCACUAUCUCUUGUACUUGGCCGUGAUUCCCGCAACAUGGGCAUCUGGUUUUGAUACUUCAACUACGUCAAUGAUAAUUCCAUCUGCGGAGUGUGAUUUCCAUCUUACUCUUUUUCAAAAGGGUGUUCUAAAUGCAGCAGUAUAUGCUGGCAUGGUCAGUAGUGCAUUCAUGUGGGGUUUGAUGGCUGAUGCAUUCGGACGAAAACCAGUUGUUUUAUAUGGCUAUUUAUUUGAUGGAAUUCUAAAUGUUUUAAGUGGAUUAUCACAAAACUUCUACGUUCUGCUAUUUUUUAAAUUUACAUGUGGCUUUGUAGUAAGCGGACCUUAUGCUUCCGUUAUGACAUACUGCGCUGAAUUUCAUUCAACAAAAGAUAGACCUAAGGUGACUAUGAUCCUUGGAUUCUUUCUUACUGCUGGAAGUAUAGUGGGAGCUGCUCUAGCAUUUCUAAUUAUUCCACAAAAUAUAGUAUUUAGUUAUAAUAGUUUUUAUUGGCGUUCGUGGCAGAUAUAUUUAUCAGCAUGUGGAUUACCAAUUCUAUUCGGAGCGAUGAGCCUCGGGCUUUUUCCAGAGAGUCCAAAAUUUUUAAUGAGUCAAGGUAAAAAUAAAAAGGCUCUUAAAGUUUUCAGAAAAAUGUAUGCAAUGAAUUUUGGGAAAUCCAAGGAAGCUUAUCCGGUACGUAAAUAUUUUAAAAUCUAA